This is a messenger RNA of Emiliania huxleyi CCMP1516, 1830 nucleotides long. RefSeq lists its product as hypothetical. The transcript is spliced from 11 exons. Lineage: Eukaryota; Haptophyta; Isochrysidales; Noelaerhabdaceae. Gene Ontology annotation, cellular component: membrane. Gene Ontology annotation, biological process: carbohydrate transport. Gene Ontology annotation, molecular function: symporter activity. The record is from RefSeq and is a predicted model, not a curated record. Bases 1 to 1830 code for a protein of 609 amino acids.
AUGGCACCGGCGGUGCGCUACAACGAGAAGCUCUCAAAGGGCACAGCAUUUGCUUAUUCAUUCCUCCGCACGGCCGUAUCCGGCUUUGACCUGACUGCACUCGGCAUGGAUGUGAUGGCGCAGGCGAUGAUCGUUUCAGUUUGCAAAUCGUUCGACUUUCUGCUCGGAUUCUUGGUCGGCACAGCCUCUGAUAACGUGCGCACGCGCUGGGGGCGGCGCAAGCCCUUCGUAGCUCUUGCUUUCCCCCUCGGCGUGAUCUCCAUGUUCUUCCUCGUCUAUCCAGUGCCGUUCGCUCGCGCCGCGCACGCAUCGCAGGCGCGUGCCUCCCCUCCCCUCGGCGGCAUGGAGCUCACGUCAGACUAUUCUGAGCGUGUCACACUCUUCAGCGUCAAAGUGUUCUGCCAUUUCGUCGGCUAUAUGGUGCCAAACGGCUGCGGCCUCUUCCUCGCCGGCUACUUUGCCAACGACGUGCUCUCCCUUUACGCAGCCCUCGUGAUCGCAACCCUCUCGGGCGCGGCCCUCGCAGUCCUCCUGUUACUGGUGCACGAGCGCAACGAGUCGGCGGACGACGGCGUGGGCGACGGCAAGGGCGACGGCACGGGCGGCGAGAUAGACGAGGACCCGCCGAUCCCGCCUGUGGAUAACGCCUCACUCUUCUUUCUCGUCAACGUGAUCAUCCUCGUGUUCUCCUUCGCCGCCACCCCGGUCUUUUGGUGGCUCGCGCGCCGCUUUGGGAAGAGGCCGGUGCUCCUAGCCAAUUCGGCGGUCGAAGUCAUCAUCUACGGUGUCGGCUUCGUCUGGCCGCCUGCCGACGCGCCCUUUGCUCUCGUCGUCGUGAUUGGGAUCGGGGUCGGGAUGGGCUCGGUGGUCACGUUUAUGGUGAUGGAUUCGAUGUUGGCCGAUUGCAUCGACUACGAUGCCAUGCACACCGGGCGCCGCGCUGAGGCUGUCUACACCGUGGCCGAGGCGAGCCCAUCCCACCAUGGCGGCUGCGAGUGUGGCUGCGGCGUCAAGUGCAAGGCGCCAUACCUUCGCUGGUCGUGCCCCGGCGACAUUGCCUACGCGUGCAGCGAUGGCUUCGACGCGCCGCCGUUAUACGGCGAUCCGGACAGGCUCGCGCCGUGCGUGCAGCAAGACUCAGAAGGCGUCCUGUGGACGGUACGCAUCUUCAUGCUCGGCCUUCCGCAUCUCGCUGCGCGGAGAAUGAGCGCGCGCCCCACUGGCACCGACCCGCUCGAGUGGCGUCGCAUUGUAGGCCUGCCGACGCUGCUCUUCAUCUGGGCUCUCGCCGCCGCGUGGUGCACAACCCUCUGGAGGUGCUACCCCAUCUCAAAAGAGGUGCACGAGGCUAUCAUCGCCGCGUCCGAGCAGGCGGAGACGAAAGGGGUCGCGGCCGACCCGAUCACUGGCAAGCCCAUCUCCCGGGUGCGCGACUCGCCCACGACACUGCUGGCCGAGCACUUUUGGCCUGGGGAGCAGCGCCGCGCGGCGGCCGCCGGCAGUCUGGCCAAGGGAGCAGCGCCGCUCAUCGCCGUGCGGCUCGGGAUGUGGGUGGCGGGGUUCGGGGGUAUCUUGCUGGCCGUCGGGCUCACGCGAGGGGAUGUCCAGGGGUACGUGGUCUCUUUCGGCGCCGUCGUCGCAUCGGCGCUAAUGCUGCUAAUGCCGUACGACGCCGUCCGGCUACGCACCGCGCUCGGCAACAGCGGAUCCGAGAAGCUGGGCACCGGCCAAGCAUCCGGUCAAGCUUUCACCAUGCGCACACCUUCUCCCUCCCUUUCCCUUUCCCUGAGCGCGCGCAGCGUUUCAGCAACACGCCAGGAGAUGAUGUAA